AUGCUGAAAUUAUGCCGCGUCAGCAAAGCCUUCAGCCGUCUGACAAUGGAUGCCAUCCUCGAGUCCAGCAUGUUGGACGAUGUUGGAUACUGGGAUCCUAUGCGGAAACAAACCAUAUUCUACCACACGGUCGACUUUGCUCCCUUUUCAUAUCCACCUCUUCUAGAGAAUGCAUCUGACGAUGAUGAUACCAACUCUGAGCCCGAGACGCCAGAUCUGGACAGACCGUUGUCUCCAUCGCCUCCAGAGGGUGAUCGAGAACAACUCCAACACGAUGUUCUCUCUGAAAAAGAGCUGUUCACUUCCAGCUCAUCUUUAGUCCUUAGCGACGAUUUCUGGGUCAUGUUCCUGACAGCCAGGACAUUGGGCAGAAUCAGAUCGAAACCGCCAACUCAAGACCAUAUUCUAAUGUUGAGAGUCGCAGAACAUAUCUACCGAUACACACAACAACUAUUUCCACAAAUAGAGUUGGAAGAUACGGUACGCAUAGUUUGCGAAGUAGCGGUCAAGCACGGAUACAUCUACUCUCAUCCCGAUUUCUACACCAAGAACGAAUCCCCGGCAUUCGAUGCGACAGAGCUUCAAAUAGAUGAAUCUUGUGCAGUUUUUCGCGACGCUCUAGCAGCAAUGGCAGUAUAUCUAAGCGACCAUACCCUUCUCGAAAAUACACUUUCCAAUGAGGAUCCGAUCCUUUGUCCCUUCCACGAUAAGGCACUUUCAACGGCAGAUGGCCUACCCAAAGUAUUAGCAUCGUUCCAGACACCCAUUCCUCAGGCUGGCCGCAUAGUAGACAAUCAGCUUGGCUUCAUGCCGCCGAAAUGUGGGACGUCUCUUAUGAGACUUGCGAACCCAGUUAAGCUUGCUGUCCAGUUGGGCGAGAUAGAAUGCGUCACCCUCUUGUUGAAGAGUGUUUCCGACAGAGACCGCGAACUUGACAUUUAUAGGAUGGACAUCAUCACUGAAGUCGCUCUUCCCGAUCAGAUCGAGUUUCUUCGCCUCGCUAUUGAGUCAGGUCGGCCUCUUGCGAGAUACCGGUUGAUAGCACCAUCAAUUGCGGAUAUGAUAUGGAUGAACGGACGAACUGGCCCUUCUUCAAGAUCGCCAGCUGGUAUCCAGUUGAGCAAAAUUUUAGAGACAACAACUAAUCUCGAAGUUUUCAACUUGGCUUACGAUGCUAUAUUGGAAGGCUAUAAUGAAGAUGAAGGCAUUUGGUGGACACAGGGUCUCUCCUCCGGGGCAGACACUCUGGCCACUUGGGGCCUGAGAAGAAUUCAACGCGCGGUGUUGGAUGAUUGUUUACCCAUCGUGCGAAGGCUUGUAGAACUGGACUAUUCAGUGGGCCCAACGAGAAGCAUUGAGGAUUUAAAGGAUGAAGAGCCCGAUGUUGUUGCCGACAUAAUUAAUGGCGAAAGAAUAGUGGAUGUAGCCCUGCCUAUCGCAGUCAAAAGAGAGAAUCUGGAAAUUGUGAAAUUUUUAUUUGCGGCUGGAGCGCACAAGAAGCGCAAGAAUGUUCGGAAAGCGAUGAGAAUUGCUAUGGAACAGGGUAACCAUGAGAUGCUGGAGGUUUUGACAAGUCAAGGAUCUCCGGCGGGAUUGUUGAACCGAAAGACAAAGCGACGCUGGAAGAAAGACUUGGAAAAGGAAGGAAAGCAAGAUAUUGCGAAAUGGCUAGAAAUAAUGUGA
This is a messenger RNA of Fusarium musae, 1683 nucleotides long. RefSeq lists its product as uncharacterized. The transcript has a single exon. The coding region runs from base 1 to 1683 and encodes 560 amino acids. The record is from RefSeq and is a predicted model, not a curated record. Lineage: Eukaryota; Fungi; Ascomycota; Sordariomycetes; Hypocreales; Nectriaceae.